Molecule: messenger RNA, 863 nt
Organism: Rhizophagus irregularis DAOM 181602=DAOM 197198
Lineage: Eukaryota; Fungi; Glomeromycota; Glomeromycetes; Glomerales; Glomeraceae
Source: RefSeq, a predicted model, not a curated record
AUAACCUAAUGUUGAUCACAACCCACUCGCCACAGUCUAUAUCUAACCCUGCUCACUCGCCUAACCGUCUCUACGCGUGACAAUUAGAGAUCGAUCCCCUCAAAAAAAAAUUAAGUCGCUAAAAUAAAUACAUACGACGAGAACUGAGCAGUCACGUGUCCCGUGACGGUUAGGCAUCACGUAUGUGUCAGAGUACAAAUGAUCUUCGUAUAAUAAUACAAAUGUCAGAUCCAUCCCCUUCUCACUUUCAUAAUAUUUUUCCCUUUCUAAAAUUUUUUUGCUGUUACAAAUUUACAAAUUCCAUUAAUAAUUUACCCAGUCUCAAGAUAGCCUUUUCAUUCUAUAUUCUAUUCUUACCGUCUAUCCUUUUUAUUACGUAACUUUUAUUAAAAUAUUCCAUGAAUAUUCCACCGAUACCAUUAUCAGCAAUAAAUCAUUUUGUUCAAAACAACUUGGUUAACAGGAUAACAAUUAAUAUUAAUAAUACUCAAUCAAGGAAUACAUUACAUCAUGGAAAACAUAUUGGGAAUAAAUUAAUUACACCGUUACCCGUAACAAUAAAUCGUAGAGAAAUGGGAUUUAUAAGGUCCAAGUCAACAAUUGAAAAAGCUUGCGGGAUUGUUACCUAUGAAAUUGAUGACAAGCGUAAGAAUAACUUACCAUUACUUCUUAUUGUGGGUUGGAGGAUAUCCAUCAUCGGAAAAAACAAAUGGUUUGUCUUUAUCGGCUGUGAAACAGAUCCGGAUUUUCCAGACGAAAGUUCUAUAAAUAAAUAUUUGAAAGAAAAUGGAAAUAAGGGCUCAGAUACUUUGGAAUUUGAUGAAUAUUCAAUGGUCAUUGACGGAUCGAUAUCUGAUGGGUAA